Anthostomella pinea is the source of this 573-nucleotide messenger RNA. NCBI's taxonomy places the organism in Eukaryota, Fungi, Ascomycota, Sordariomycetes, Xylariales, Xylariaceae. The record is from the annotation of a GenBank genome assembly.
AUGCCGGCCAAAGCACCCAGUGAAGGCACCAAAGUGACUCUCGGCAUGGACGCCCCCGUCACGAAAGAGGGCACCGGCGCUGUAGCCUCCGACUCUCUAGCCGCCGAGUCGCAGACCUUCCGCAACGCCAACGACGUCCGCAACACCACGAGUGCGGGCGCCCAGACCACCACGGGCAACGCCACAUCCUCCGCCUCAUCGGGCGGCUCGGGCUCCGGACCAGGCUCGAAGUCGGGAGCAGGCUCGGGCUCGGGAACAGGCUCGGGGGGGACAGGUGCGGGCGCGGGUUCGAAACACGUAGACACCGCCCCCACCUACGUACUGAACCAGUACCACCGCGACCCGGCGGGCCCGCACGGCAAGAACAUCAAGGAGGACGACAGCAUCGGCACCGAGGACAAGACCAAAAACACCAGCUUCAGCGAGUUCGGCACCAAAAACGACCCGGCGGCGCUGGCCGAGAAGAAGAUCGAGCUGGGGAACAGCGCGGUGGGAGGAUCGACGGGCGGUCGUGAGAAGGGUGUUGAUGGCAAGACUCCUUAUGAUGCACUUGCUUCGGAGGAGCAGGCAUGA